GUGUACCCCACUCUGCUGCCUUUGCUCCUACCAAUUCCUUCCUCUUGAUUCUCAAAAUCCAAAUCCUUAUCUUCACACCUUCACCUCUCCACCAUUCACUCCACCUGCUCUUCUUUAUCUCUCUCUUUAUCUUCCUCCAUUUUCCCUGAAUUUCUCUUUCCUUUUUCCCUCCAACUUCUCUUCUCUGCCUCUUGGUAUUUUAGCUUUGCUUUUUGGUUGAAUCUAACAACUUUGUGAAAAGGGUUUGAAAGAUUUUUCCAUAAACAGGUUCAUUUGCUUGGAAAUUUUCGUGGGUGUUCCUUAGAUUUUGAAACAAAGAUCUGUCCGUGCUUUACUUUCUAUAUGGGUUAAGUUUUUCCAUUGUUUUUUGGAUCCAGCAAGGAGAAAAGCCGGAGAGAAAAAAAGUAGAGAAGAAAGGAGGUAGCUUUCUCGUAAAUUGAGCAAAAAGAUUGGGAAAAGAUUAUUCUAAGAAAAAAAGAGGAAGAUGAAGAUUCAGUGUGAUGUGUGCGAGAAAGCUCCGGCAGCUGUUAUUUGUUGUGCAGAUGAAGCGGCUCUCUGUGCUAAAUGCGAUGUGGAAGUUCAUGCAGCAAACAAGCUUGCAAGCAAGCACCAGAGGCUUCUUCUUCAGUGCCUCUCCAACAAGCUACCGAAAUGUGACAUAUGCCAAGAUAAAGCUGCUUUUAUCUUCUGUGUUGAAGACAGAGCCCUCUUCUGUCAAGAUUGUGAUGAACCAAUUCACUCAGCGAAUAGCCUUUCUGCAAACCACCAGCGCCUCUUGGCCACUGGAAUCCGGGUGGCUUUGAGUUCAAGUUGUAACAAGGACACAGAAAAGAGCUACCCAGAGCCACCAAAUCAAAACACACAGCAGAUAUCAACAAAAAUGCCAGCACAACAAAUUCCUAGCUUUGCAUCAUCUUGGGCUGUUGAUGACUUGCUACACUUAUCAGAUUUUGACUCGCCGUCGGAGAAGAAGGAGCCACUUGAAUUCGGAGAGCUGGAAUGGCUAUCGGACGUAGGUUUCUUUGGUGACCAAAUUUCUGAGGAAGCAUUGGCAGCUGCCGAAGUUCCUCAGCUUCCAGAGUCGCAGUCAAACAAUGUUACCUCAUACAGACCUACCAAAUAUAGCACUCCCUUCAAGAAGCCUAGAAUUGAAAUUUCUGAUGAUGACGACGAGCAUUGUACUGUUCCUGAUCUUGGCUGAAGUUAUAGAUGUAUAAGGAUUCUGCUCUGUGGUAUGAUCGAGUUGAUAUGUAUAUGAACAGUGGACAUCCAACAUAAUAAGUACAUAGUUUGUUGCAUUUGUAUACGUAUAUGCAAGAAUUUAUAAUGCAUAUAGGAAAGAUACCAACCAUGGAUUAGCAGAAGUGUCUACUUUUGGAGAUUUUGCUUUCUCGUUUUCUUGUUCAUCUUGAACCAGACGUUUAAUUUUUCUCUGCUUUUGUAUAUCAUUGGUAAUAUGACCAUAUGGUUUACUAAUA
Ziziphus jujuba (common jujube) is the source of this 1478-nucleotide messenger RNA. Its product is annotated as B-box zinc finger protein 24. The record is from RefSeq and is a predicted model, not a curated record. Bases 485 to 1201 code for a protein of 238 amino acids. Gene Ontology annotation, cellular component: nucleus. Gene Ontology annotation, molecular function: zinc ion binding. Gene Ontology annotation, biological process: regulation of DNA-templated transcription; photomorphogenesis. The transcript has 3 exons. NCBI's taxonomy places the organism in Eukaryota, Viridiplantae, Streptophyta, Magnoliopsida, Rosales, Rhamnaceae.